UUUUCCUUUAUCUGUUAGGGAUUAAAUUUGUUUUCCAUUUAUUCUUUUAAUACAAUUAUUUUUCCAUUUAUUAAAUUUGUUGUGUAGAAAAUGACAUCGGAAAGUAAUAGAAAAGAUCCGGCAUGGCAAUAUGCCCAUUUGGUAGAGGAGAACAAUUUAAACAAGUUUGAGUGUAAUUUUUGUGGUAAAGUAUCAAAUAGAGGUGUUUAUCGGGUGAAACAACACCUCACGAGAGGUUAUAGGAAUGUCACUGCUUGCCCGAAAUGUCCUUCUCAUGUAAGAGAAGAGAUUAGAGAGUUCAUGUAAAAAAAAAGACACAAAAAGAAGAAAUGAACAUGUUGCCUGAUUUCGAUGACAUGGACAUGGAAGAUGAAGAUGAAGAUGAUGUCGUUGAGAUCAAUGUCAAUCAACACCGUAAGUUGACAAGUAGCAGCCAAGGUUCAUCCAAAUCCAAAUUCAAAUAAAAAAUGCCAAAGAGAAAAGGGCCUAUGGAUGUUUACUUCACACCAAAUCCUGAAUCAGUGGUGAAAAAUCGAAGAGACCAAGCAAAAGGGAAACAAACCAAAAUUGAUGCAAAUGACCCCUACAAAAAAGAAAUGAGAGCUUGGGCAGUGCAAAGAUUUGCAAGGUGGAUGUAUGAUGCUGGUUUCCCUUUUAAUGCAGUAAAUUAUGUGAGUUUUGGAACAAUGAUUGAAGCCAUUGGCCAAUAUGGUCUUGGUAUGAAGCCAUUGACUUACCAUGAAGUGCGGGUUACCCAAUUCAAAAAAAAGUGAAACAUACUGAAGAUUUGAUGAAGAAUCAUAAAGAGGAUUGUGCAAAAUACGGGUAUUCCAUAAUGGCUGAUGGUUGGACUGAUAAGAGAGGAAGGACAUUGAUUAACUUUAUAGUUAAUUGUCCAAGAGGAACCAUGUUUGUUGAGUCGGUUGAUGCUUCUAGCUAUUCAAAGGAUGGGCAAAAGCUAUUUGAAUUACUAGACAAGUUUGUGGAGAAAGUUGGAAAGGAGAAUGUGGUGCAAGUUAUCACUGAUAGUGCUGCAGCUAAUGUGUUGGCGGGGAGGUUUUUGGAAGCUAAGUAUGAACACUUGUAUUGGACACCAUGUGCUGCUCAUUGUUUGGACUUGAUGUUAGAAGACAUUUUCAAGAUACCUAGACUGAAAAAGACAUUUGAAAGAGGUAUUGCAGUACAUGGCUACAUUUACAAUCGGCCUACGUUGCUAAACAUGAUGAGGCACUAUACAAAUUUGAAGAAUUUGAUCAAGCCUGCAAAAACUAGAUUUGCAACCGCCUUUCUGACUUUGUCUGGAUGCAUCAACAAAAAAAUAAUUUGA
Messenger RNA from Camellia sinensis, 1327 nucleotides. RefSeq lists its product as uncharacterized. The record is from RefSeq and is a predicted model, not a curated record. Lineage: Eukaryota; Viridiplantae; Streptophyta; Magnoliopsida; Ericales; Theaceae. Gene Ontology annotation, molecular function: protein dimerization activity.